Messenger RNA from Prunus persica (peach), 1850 nucleotides. Its product is annotated as transcription factor bHLH144. The record is from RefSeq and is a predicted model, not a curated record. The coding region runs from base 833 to 1561 and encodes 242 amino acids. Lineage: Eukaryota; Viridiplantae; Streptophyta; Magnoliopsida; Rosales; Rosaceae. Gene Ontology annotation, molecular function: protein dimerization activity. The transcript is spliced from 4 exons.
AAAUACCACCACUCCCAAACACGCCCUCCCCAUCUCUCUCUCUCUCUCUCUCUCUCUCUCUCGCUAGAAGCAAGCAGUAGUGGUAGAUCUUGUUUAGCAGCGCAAAUCUAGGGAAUUUUUAUCUCAGAAAAACGUACUGAAAUACGAAAUCUGAAAUCUGAUCCUCUGUAAUCGUUAACCUGGAUUUGUUCUGCUAUCUUCUCCUUCAACCUAGUGGAAUUUUGGGACCAUUUACUAUUGACUUGGUAUUGAAGAAGUAAAAUCAAGAUGCCGUGGACGUCUUCUUUUGUGAAUUACAGCAGGAACUGUGUUCGAUUAGUGGUGUUCUUCCGCGUCAUACUGUAGUUUCAUUCAUUUUGGUGAAACUCUUUGGUUUUUGAAGUUCUUUUAUUUGGGGAUCUUAAAAGGUGGUUGCAGGAGUGAGAAUGAACAUUGGGGUAACCUUUAAGAGAUAUCGAGCUAUUAAGGAAGUUGGGAAGAUUAUAAUGAGUGUUGGGGUUAUUGCCUACUACCAACUGAUGCAAGUUUGUCAGGCUGAAUACUUCCGUCAGUUGCUUAAACCUGUUACGUAGUAUAGUUUCACAAACCCUCUGGACUCUGGGAUUUGGGAUAAACUGGACCUCCGGCUGUAUUCAUACGUAAGAAGGCAGUUGUAUUGAUUCUGGUUGCUUUUGAUUGAGAAUAGGCAGCUCUCCUGUACCAGAAUGGCGAUAACUUGAUUUUCAUAACAGUCCUUGUAGUAUUUUGCAAACGUUCAUCCAGUCAAAAGUCAAAGAAUCUUAGACUUUAGGUGAAUCUCUGUCUAUUCAGCUUUAACUACUUAGGAUUUCUGAUGCAGAGGGACCAACAGUUUGACCCCAACAAGGCAGCUCCCCCCUUUGCAAAUCAAGUGGGUAAUAAUUACAUGCAUAUUCCAGUUGCAUCUGCGCGUGGGGCAGUUUUACCUCAUGAGGCAAAGCACAUCAAACCUUUCCAUGGUGUUGAAUUUCAAACCUCUGACAUUUGCCCGAAGAAUUUCAUUAUCUUCGACCAGACUGAUCAUCGAAGUCAGAUAAUGUUCAAUCCUGCAAUUGCCCACAAAAUUACUGGUCCUGCCUUUAACAUCUGUGCAGCUUACAUCCAAGACAAUCUGGGAUUGAACGAGGGAAAUAAUGAGGAUAGAGAAACAUCCUCUUCUCUGAAGGAGGACUCAGAUGAUAUUGAUGCAUUGUUGAGCUUGGAAGAGGAAGAGCUGGAAGAAUAUGACGAGGAAGAGGUCAGUACAGCACGAACUCAUGGAAAUUAUGGGAGCAUGUCCCCUGAUUCUUGCUCCAAUUAUGGUUUGAAAACCAAGAAGAAUAGGCAAUGCUCUUCACUUGGAAAAUCUUCUGGCAUUGGUAGCAGCAGCUGCAACAGUGAAAGGAAGCGACAGAAAAUGAAGAAGAUGGUGAGGGUGCUGAGAGGGAUUGUACCUGGUGGGAAUGAAAUGAACACUGUCGAUGUUCUAGAUGAAGCUGUGCAAUACUUGAAGUCUCUCAAGGUUGAACUGCAGAACCUUGGAGUUGAGAAUUUGAAUGACUAAGCUUGAUCUUGAGCCAUGGUGCCAAUAGCUAUCCCUGAUAUUUGGUACUCAUAUUGGACCACUAAAUGUAAUGGAUGUGGUGUCUCUCUGAAUAUGAUUAUGGAGCUGUCUGGUGUGGCUCCUUAAGUUGUAUUCUAAUCUCCUCCUUGAUUUGUAGUAUGACUACUCAGUUUCUUGUUUUCAGUUAAUUUUGUAUGGCAAGUUGCAGCUAUCGACUGCUAUACAACUAUGUGACUUUUUUCUCCAGCCUCGGGUUGGUUAAUAAAUCAAUUUCCUUAUGUUAGCUAUA